AUGCGAGGUUGGACACUAGUCAUCAGCUUCAUCUCAUUCAUGCGUUUUCAUAUCAAUAGUUCAACUCUAUGGCCUCCAUGGCCGAUAACAUGGAAUCUGACAGUUAAUGAAUCUACGAAGGAAGACGUACAACCGGUUGUCCACAUCUACCUAAAUUGUUCUUGUAGCUACACCAACAAGUGCACACCUUCAAUACGUCAUGGAUACACAUUCAUCAGGCAAAUUGACAAGCAGUAUCAGAAAAAUUUAUGUUACAACAAAGAGCAAUCAGUGGUAUGCCGUCGCAAUACUACAAUGAGCAGGAACUCCAAAUGGUUGUUUAAGGCCUUGAAUGAUUUGAAAAACGCAACAAUGGUCAAAUGUUUGAAGUCAAUCUUAAAUAAUACUGAAUAUCAAGCAAAAGAAAAAGGAAAUCAGCUUGAGAAUGAUACUACACUACGCAACUCCGUGGAACCAAUCUUAGCUUUCUCCAAAGACAAGAAUGAGAUCGCGAAUGAUACAUUCACACAACUCUCAACCCUUGUGCCUGGUAAUUCUCUUCAAGAUAAAAGAGCGAAUAAACUGCGUAAUUCUGCCAAGGAGACGAAACACGGACAUCGAAGCACCCUUUUUGCUGCCUUGAUCAUAUCAUUAGCUCUGGCAAAUACCGUAUUCUUGGUUUUGCUAGCCAUAUGUUUGAUUCUAUAUUUCAAGACGAAGAAAGAUGAAGACAUUAAUGCCACAGCCAGGAGAAGCAGACUUUCUUCCAUAAAACGGCGAAAGCGGAAUAGGCCGAAAAAAGGGAAAGAGGAACACUUAACAAAGACAUCACAAUCGGCUCUGAGUACAACAAAGAUGUCGCAUGUAAAAGAUGAGAGCAAGAUGAAGAAGGACACUGGAAUUCAACUUACAGUUGUCACGCCCGAUAAAUUUGAUGCAGCGUCUAUCCAGCCCAAUGCUUGCAACGAUCAAGAUUUGCAAACAGCAGUUCAGUGCUCACCUGAAAUGAAGAACAUCAACAUCUCUCCUGGUACUGGGAGCGUCGCACCACGUUCUACCACUUUACAAGUCGUACCGAAACAAUCGGUGCAAAUGCCAGUAAAGUCAUCUUUUACUGGAGCGCAACAGAGUCCUGCGAAACCAGCUUUUCCACAUAUACCGUGGUUUCAGCCAAGAAGAGAAGACAGAUCCGUAUUUGCAGCAGGAAAUUUACAGUCGGAACAUGCAUUCCAAUAA
Cylicocyclus nassatus is the source of this 1215-nucleotide messenger RNA. The record is from the annotation of a GenBank genome assembly. NCBI's taxonomy places the organism in Eukaryota, Metazoa, Nematoda, Chromadorea, Rhabditida, Strongylidae.